GACGAUGUUGUCCCCCUCUCCUAUCCUUACUAACAACAGACCUAUAUUUUCAAAAGGUUCUUGUUGGCAUUGAACGUUGUCGGAAGUCCGGCUGUUUUUGAUCUGUUUUCUUAAUGAAUAGUUGGAUGGCGGAGCAAAUUAUAUCUUGCAUAUUUCCAAGCCAGGAUCACUCGGGGUGUCUGGAUGCUAGGUUGAGUCUUGUUGGGAUUGGAUUGUUCAGAUUUCCAAAAUGAAGUGAGAUUGGUUGCCAGGGGGGGAGAGGGGGGAUUUCCAUCUGUGCUUUAUCAGUCUACAUAAAUAUGUAGUGUUCUUUCAUAAGCCAUCCAUCCAGUUCACAGCCCAGCACCCCCCCCAGCCCAGCCCUGCCCAGUACAUCACCAUGUCCCACUUCUUCCAUCGACCACUCCCACUCCCACUGAUCACCCAGGCUCAGACUCAGCUCAUCACAAGAAGGAAACAGUCAACCCAUCUCCAGUCAACCGACCUCAUCCAACUCUACCAAUCACAACUGACCAUCGGAACCCUCAGAGCAGACGAACACCAAACCAGGGCAAUCUACCAACUUCAACCCAUUCACGAAGCUCUGAAAGAGUACACCCCUCAUCCCAGACUGCUCGGCCUGUUCGACCAAGCCCUACUGUCUCCUUCAACUGCCAAUCAGCCCAUCGAUCCAUCAGUCUUACCUGCUCUCGAUACUCAUUCAUCAACUGCUCUGAUCAAAAUCCUAACUCAAAACCAACACACUGCUGAUCGAGAUGCCCCUCCUGGAUUCCUCUUGACUGGCCCUCCUGGGACUGGUAAAACACUACUCAUGGACUUGUUUUUUGAUAGUCUGCCCAUCAACCAGAAAUUCAGAAGACAUUAUCAUCACUUUCUGUUAUCUCUAUACUCAUUGGUCUCGCGACGUUUAGAACAAUCUAGGUUAUCUGUUGAAGACGCAUCAGAAAUCUUGAGCUUGAAGCACCAACCAAGUGGAUAUCUACCCCCCAAACAAGAUCGUGCACGGAAUCAGGCAUUAUCUCAAGGCUGGAGAAGUAUCUUCGCUGGUGGCAAGGAUCCUAGAGAUCCUUCUCUCAAUGGCCCAAACUUCGUCCUAGCCCAAGUGGCACGUGACUUGAUUCUGAACCAGGGAUGGGUUUUAGCAUUUGACGAAAUUCAGAUGGUUGAUGUUGCUGGUGCUGGGAUUCUGAGUCGCGUCUUAGAAUGGUAUUGGAGGCUAGGUGGUGUAGUAAUUGGUACCUCGAAUCGGCUUCCUGAACACAUGUAUGAUCAAGGAGUUCAGAAAUCCACUGUGGCUCCGUUCUUGGAUCGAUUGAAAAUCAAAUCUCCGGUGGUCUCGUUAGAUUCUGACGUAGAUUGGCGAUUGAAUCUAUCUUUAGAAUCUGGAGAGGGUGAGAAUGUACCUAAGGCAUCGCAUUGGUAUCAAAAUAUCGACUCUGGGGUGUGGAAAGAACUAGUUGAUUCACAUUUACCAUCACCCCUCAAGACGGAGUUGGUCGUCUAUGGGCGGACAAUCAUCGUUAAUCGAUCUGACCCUCCCUCCAAGUCUGCAAUAUUUACUUACCAGGAGCUCUGUGAAACCGCAUUGGGUCCAGCUGAUUAUUUGAAGAUUUGCUCAACUUUUGAAACAAUUCUGAUCGAGGGCGUGCCUGUUUUUACCACGUUCAUGAAGAAUGAAGCCAGAAGACUGAUUACGUUUAUAGAUGCGGCUUAUGAAUGUUCAAUCAAACUAUAUGUGAAUUCGCAUACCUCGAUCGACAAAUUAUUCUUUCCAGAUGCUUUAGAUCAACGUCACCAAGCGGAUGCCAUCGAGCUGGAGACGUUGGCGGAUGUUGUGGAGGAGCUAUCCGAGCCGUUUCGACCGAAUGUGUCGAGCUACCAAGACAUCUCUGUUGUUCAACAAACACCCACUCAUGACCCCCAGAAGAAGAACCACAGGAUUGAGAAAACUGUAGUAGAACAACUGGCGAUCUUUAGUGGCCAAGACGAGAAAUAUGCGUUCGAUCGGGCGACUUCUAGAUUAUUUGAAUUAACUAAAUCGGGGGGUCGGAGUUCGAAGGCAUGGAGUCCACUCGAAUUGGACUUGACUCCCAAUCGAUCACCACCAUCACCAUCACUAUCAUCAUCAUCAUCAUCAACCGCCACACCGGUAAAAUCGAACGUCCGCCAGCAGGCAGACAAUCUGGAUCCUCAUAAAGAUAAUGGAGAUGAAUCGUUGUUCACUCGUCCCAAGUUCUCUGAGGUCCACUUUUGGGGCAUCAUGCAAUGGGGAAAACGGGCCGGUCGAUGGGGUCAAGGAGUAGAAGCAUUCAACACCCACAAUAAGAAACCCAAAUCUUAGACGUUUGACUUGUAAAUUUAGACUUCUGGAUGGAUUAUGUAUCUUCUCAAUGUGUGCAUAGUUUUUUUCUUUCUUUUUUGUAAUGAACUGUGUAGGGUCAGGUAAUCCCCUUAUCUCUGUCUAA
Puccinia graminis f. sp. tritici CRL 75-36-700-3 is the source of this 2465-nucleotide messenger RNA. RefSeq lists its product as uncharacterized. The coding region runs from base 380 to 2341 and encodes 653 amino acids. NCBI's taxonomy places the organism in Eukaryota, Fungi, Basidiomycota, Pucciniomycetes, Pucciniales, Pucciniaceae. Gene Ontology annotation, molecular function: ATP hydrolysis activity; ATP binding. The record is from RefSeq and is a predicted model, not a curated record. Gene Ontology annotation, cellular component: cytoplasm; mitochondrion. The transcript has 10 exons.